Messenger RNA from Adelges cooleyi (spruce gall adelgid), 1376 nucleotides. Its product is annotated as pyridoxal kinase-like. The transcript has 8 exons. Gene Ontology annotation, cellular component: cytosol. The record is from RefSeq and is a predicted model, not a curated record. NCBI's taxonomy places the organism in Eukaryota, Metazoa, Arthropoda, Insecta, Hemiptera, Adelgidae. Gene Ontology annotation, molecular function: pyridoxal kinase activity. Bases 126 to 1019 code for a protein of 297 amino acids. Gene Ontology annotation, biological process: pyridoxal 5'-phosphate salvage.
AUACACUUGAACAAAACGCAAUAGUUUUUCGAGGCCAACCUUUGUCAAGUCCAACAACAUAAAGCAAAAGUUACUUUAAAUAUAAAACAAAGACUUUAAUGUGAAGACUAGCGUUUCAAAUCAAUAUGAAGUCGACAAAAAGAGUUUUAUCCAUACAGAGUCAUGUGGUCAGUGGAUAUGUGGGAAACAAAAGCGCUGUAUUUCCUUUACAGGUAAUGGGAUUUGAAGUGGAUGCUAUCAAUUCUGUUCAGCUGUCGAAUCACACCGGCUACAAAACAUUUCAUGGUCAAGUUUUGAAUGAAACAAACUUAAUGGAAUUGAUAGCUGGACUCGUUGAAAAUGAUUUACAUUAUUACUCUCAUUUGCUGACAGGAUAUAUAGGAUGUCCAAAUUUUUUGCAAAAAAUUGCCGAAGUUUAUAACAUUUUGAAAGAAAAGAAUCCAAAUUUAAUAUACGUCUGUGAUCCAGUAAUGGGAGACAAUAAAGAAAUGUAUGUUCCAAAAGAAAUGUUAGAUAUUUAUAGGAAGGAAAUAUUGACUUUAACAGAUAUAAUCACACCCAAUGAAUACGAAUUAGAGCUGUUAACUGGCAAAACUAUAACUUGUACUGAUGACAUCUAUGAAGCUAUAAGAAUAUUACAAAGUCUGGGCUGUAAAACAGUUGUGGUUUCUUCGACUAAUAUCGAAGACACUCAUUUGAAAUCUAUUGGAAAAUAUGUUAAUAGCAAAGAGUAUGUGGAUAUAUAUAUACCUCACAUUGACCAUUCUUUUAUUGGUACAGGCGAUUUGUUUGCUUCGUUACUAUUGCUAUGGAUGACCUUGAAUAAUAAUAACUUAAAGGAGUCUAUGGAAAAAACAGUGGCAACUAUUCAGGCAGUAUUGAAACGAACUUUGAAUUAUAUUGAGCAAGCCAAUCCGAAAACUCCAACAUUUAACAAAGAACUGAAAUUAGUUCAAAGUAUUGACGACAUACGAAACCCUACGGUCACAAUAUUUGGAAAAACAAAUUAUGUAAAGUAGCAUUACUCAUUUGUAUAGCUGACAAUUAUGUAGCAUUAAUUGUACAUUUCGUUGAAAAAUGUCAUUUAUUAGUAUUAAUUGCUGUAACGAACUAGCUGUAGUUAAUAUACAAAUUUAAAUGUUACCAAGAUAACGGUUUUUAUAAUUAUUUAUGUUAUCUCUUUUUUUUUACCAUAUUACUAAGUUAUCUUAUUGAAAUUACUUAAUUCCUUAUAGUAUGUUAACCAUGUAUUAUAAUAAUAAUAAUAGUUUUUAUAUGAUUUUUAGUAGUUGGGUUAUUAAUUAUUAGUAUUAUAUUAUAUUACAGUUUAAUCUGAUAAGCGAUACCAGAUAUACCAAACUAACGUGUGUUCCAAC